AGUUAACUCCCUUGCGAAUGCCCUUGCUCCAUUUUGUUUAGAGCGAACAUGUCUCUUAGCCGGCACUUUUUACGAGCCCCUAGGCUGUUGAGCCAAUGCCAAAGGCUCGCGGUCGCCAGCCAGCAAAGAUGCAAUGCUUCAGAAGGGGUCAAAACUGAAAUGGCAUUUACAUUUGCAUCGCCAUCAGAUGUUUAUUAUCAGUCCUCCGAGGUACGGCAAGUGGAUGUUCCAAGCUUGUCAGGGUCAUUUGGCGUUCUUGUAAACCAUGUGCCAACCAUUGCUGCCCUCAUGCCUGGUGUCGUGACUGUGACAGAACUGGAUGGCUCAGCAAAAAAAUUCUUCGUGAGUAGUGGAGCAAUCACAGUGAACAGUGACUCCACAGUACAGCUGCUGGCAGAGGAGGCCCACCCACUGGAUAGGUUUGACGUCCAGACUGUUUCAAGCAAUCUGAACAAGGCCAACAGUGAAGUGUUGGCUGCUCGGUCUGAGGAGGAGAAGGCUGAGGCCCAGAUCAUGGUUGACUGUCUUACCACCCUCCAGAACGCUCUCAGAUAAACACCAUGAUAUUCUAGGGACUUGAUUUACUAUCAUUCAGUGAAGAAGAACUUGUGUGAUUUAUUUGUUUUGUGAUGGAUUUGUAGUUUGUUGAUCUUGUUUCAUUUUCCAAGACUCUUGAAUAGAUUAUAACAAGUAAAUGUUGUCAUUAUCGAAAUGUCAUCUUCUCGAAAAACAAAAAGGCAAAUAGUUUUUAAUGUUUGAGAUCAGUAACUUUCUCAUAUCAAUAUAUUAAAAUUGUGUGAUUUGACCAAUGUUUGGUAUUUUCAUGUGGUGUAGACAUGUUCAUGUAUGUAUUGGCUAUUUAAGAAAAUUAAAAUUCAAACAGUU
This is a messenger RNA of Mya arenaria, 885 nucleotides long. Its product is annotated as ATP synthase subunit delta, mitochondrial-like. Gene Ontology annotation, molecular function: proton-transporting ATP synthase activity, rotational mechanism. Lineage: Eukaryota; Metazoa; Mollusca; Bivalvia; Myida; Myidae. The record is from RefSeq and is a predicted model, not a curated record. The transcript has 4 exons. Bases 49 to 555 code for a protein of 168 amino acids. Gene Ontology annotation, biological process: proton motive force-driven ATP synthesis.